Molecule: messenger RNA, 3431 nt
Organism: Nematolebias whitei (Rio pearlfish)
Lineage: Eukaryota; Metazoa; Chordata; Actinopteri; Cyprinodontiformes; Rivulidae
Gene: nckap1l
Product: NCK associated protein 1 like
Exons: 31
Coding region: 10-3381 (1123 amino acids)
Biological process (GO): cortical actin cytoskeleton organization; cell projection assembly; cell morphogenesis
Cellular component (GO): SCAR complex
Source: RefSeq, a predicted model, not a curated record
ACCGCAGCCAUGGACUACCAGCAAAAGCUGGCUGAAAAACUCACCAUCCUAAAUGAGAGGGGGUCUGGGGUGCUGAUACGUAUGAACUACAUUAAGAAGAUGUGUUCGGACCCGAAGCUGCGGCCGGUCUUCCUCACUGAUAAAGUGUUGGAACCUGCGAUCAAAUACAUCAACAAGAAGUUUCCCAGUAUUGACUUCAGAGGAAACAUUCAAAAUCUGAUGAGCAUCCAACGACAGAAAUCGGAGGUGCUCAGUGCCACAAGCAGCUACUACGACUCUUUUCUGGAUGUCAUAGAGUUUCGGGACCACGUGUAUGAGUUACUGAACACUAUAGAUGCCUCUCAGUGCUUCUUUGAUAUUGCUUUCAAUUUUGACUUCACCAAAAACUACUUGGACCUGAUCGUCACCUAUGCGUCUGUCAUCAUCACACUUGCUCGCAUCAGUGACAAGAAGACUAUGGUGGGAAUGUUUAACUGUGCUCAUGAGAUGACCAACGGAUGCAGCGACCCCUCCUACCCUCGGCUGGGGCAGAUGUUUGUGGAGUACGAGCACCCCUGGAAGAAGCUCACAGAAGAGUUUGGCCCUCAUACAAGGUCUGUGACAGCAGCGUUGCUCUCUCUGAGGAUGGUGUACCCACGCAGGAACCUGCCUGCAGAGCAGUGGCGGAGCGCCCAGCUCCUCAGCCUGCUCAGCACUCCUGCUGCCAUGCUGGACCCAGCCUGCUGUGACACUAUGAUGUGUGAAUACCUGCCAAUGGAUGUGAUGGAGCGGUGGAUUGUUAUCGGCUUCCUGUUGUGCCACAGCAGCCUGAAUACAAACCAGGCCUCUCUGGAGCUGUGGAAGAUGGCCCUGCAGAGCGGCCUCUACCUCAUCCUCAUCAGAGACGAAGUCCUCAACAUACACAAGGUCUCUGAGGACCACUUGGACACACUGAAAGGGUACAGUAAGCGAGUUGCAGACAUCAAGGAAUGCCGUGAGCAUGUUUUAGCCAACUGUGGAGCAGUGCACAGAGAGAAGAGGCAGUUUCUGAGAGUAGCACUGAGGGAAUUAUGGAAAGUUCUGGAAGAUGAACCUGGACUUCUGGGACCAAAGGCUUUAUUUGUCUUCAUGGCGUUGUCAUUUUCCCGUGACGAGGUCCUAUGGCUUGUCAGACACUCCGAAAACAUGCCAAAGAUCAAGACGCUCGAGGACUACAAUGACAAUCAGAUGGCAGAACUGUUGUUUUACAUGGAAAAGUUAAGAGGACUAAUGAGAAAGCACAACCGUGUAAUUCAGCGUUACCAUGUUCAGUACCUGGCCCAGUUUGAUGCCUUGGUGCUCAACGACACCAUACAGAACAUGUACGUUUGUCCAGAAGAGGAGUCGGUUCUGAUGAGCUCUUUUGUCUCAACUUUCUCUGCUCUCUCUGUUAAACAAGUGGACAACAAAGUGGAAUUUGAUUUCAGAGCACAGAGAAUGGACUGGCUAAGAUUACAGGCCUACACAAGUGUGAAUAAGGCUCCUCUUCCACUGAAAGACUACCCUGACCUGGCAAAGGUGAUGAACAUGAUCCAGUUUCACACCAAAAUGGUAGACAGCCUGGAAGAAAUGCUCCAGGAGACAUCUGAACUCUCCAUCCUCUGUUUUUAUCCACGUGUCUUUGAGAAGAUGUUCAGUCAGAGCAGUGAGGAGAUGAAUAUGAAGCGUUACAUCAUGUCCUUCCCUUCUGUCUGCUCUCACUUCAUUCAGUGUGGACAUCCUCUCUGCCCAGAAGAGUACAACUUAAUGGAGAAGCGGAGUCUGCGCCUGUGUGUGACCUUCCUGGAGCAGAUAGCCAAGCAGACCAGUGGUGUUAUGUUGGAGAUAUGUGCUGAGCAGCGCAAUCUCAAUGACCAGUUGCUGCCUAAGCACUGUGCUGAGACCAUCAGCGCUGCUCGCUACAGAAAACAAAAGAGGCCAGUACCAAAAAAGGGAGAGGUCCAAAAGGAGAAGCCUGGUGCCGAAAGCCUGAGAAAAGACCGAGCCGUGGUCACCAAUGUGGACAAGUUGCAUCUGAUGCUGACAGAGCUCUGCUCCUCCUACAGUCUCUGCAGUGACUUGAUCGUCUUCGACCACAUCAUUGUUCCAACAGAGUUCCUCCUUUCUCAGCUGGAGAUGCGCCUGUCUGAGAUCAUCGUGAAAAUGAUCAAUUACAACCAGACCACCCAGGAGAUCACACGACCCUCUGACUUGCUGGCAGGGAUAAGAACCUACGCAGCCAGUCUGCACAACCUCUCGAGCCACAUCAAUGUGGACAUCACACGAAUGUUGAAGAGCAUCCUGCUGCAGCAAACGCAGCCAUUGAACUCGCACGGAGGGCAGACAGUUACGCACCUCUACACAACCUGGUUCUUAGAGGGCCUUUUGCGUCAGGCAAGCAGCUCCCUCAUCGUCCACUGCCCCACGAUGCAGUGCUUUGUCAGCCAGACGACUGAAAGCGAACCAACUUUCAGAGCAGAGGAGUUCUCAGAUGUAUCAGAGUUACAGGCCCUGGCAGAACUAAUUGGUCCAUACGGCUUGAAGUUUCUGGGUGAGAACCUGAUGUGGCACAUCACGUCACAAAUCAGCGAACUGAAGAAAAUGGUGACUGAGAACAUGGACAUCCUGGUUCAGCUGAAAAAUAACUUUGACAAGCCCGAGGAAAUGACCAACCUGAAAAAAAGACUGACAGGUGGAGAGAAUGUCCUGAAGAGGAUGACCAUCAUCGGGGUGAUCCUGUCUUUCCGAUCAAUGGUGCAAAACUGUCUGAAAGAUAUCCUGCAGAAGCAUUGCCCCUUCAUGAUGGGCCCCAUAGAGAGCCUGAGAGACUUCAUCACUCCUGAAGCUGACAUUCAGGUGACCCUGAGCAUUUUUGAGUUGGCUACUGCAGCUGGGCUAAAAUGUGAUAUUGAUCCUGACCUUGUAGCAGCUAUUGGUAACAUGAAGACAGAUAACACAUCGGUUGAAGAGGAGUUCAAGCUCUCUUGUUUGCUGCUCGUCUACAUCGCUGUGUCCCUGCCAUCCCUGGCUUUGGAUUCGAACUCCUUUUACAGCCGAGAGCAUGGAGGCCACAACAACAACAUCCACUGUUUAGCUGCGGCCAUCAACCAGCUGUUCGCUGCCAUGUUCACCAUUCAGAACCAGAACAUAGAGCAGCAGCUCAAAGAGUUUCUCCUGCUGGCCUCCUCCACCCUGCUUCAGCUGGGCCAAAGUGUGGAAAAAGUUGAGGUCAAAAACAGAGAGUCCGUCUACCUGCUUCUGCACAUGAUUGUGGAGGAGUCUCCGUUCCUGAGCCAAGACAUGCUGGAGAGCUGCUUCCCUUAUGUUCUUCUCCGAAACGCCUACAGGGAGGUGCACAAGGCCUUCAUUGUCACUCUGGGCUGAAGACGUUCCUGUUGUUUAUAUUGAUUGUUCGUGAUCUAAAAAAUAUAUAU